GGGCGUUCUGAGGCGAUCUUCGGGGUUUUGGGUGAUCCUUGUUGGCGCUCCCGGACACUACUCCCCCUACGUUUUCAUUGUUUUCCGGUUCGCCAGGUUUGGAUGAUGCGGGGAUGCCGUGAUGAUCCUACGAGUCUGAUGCCGGUGAUGCCGCUGGCCAUUUUCGGAGCUCGGUUUUUUUGUGUCGGUUUCGCCGCAUUGGAUGGUUCUGAGAUGCUGUCGUGAGGAACUGGUGGGACACUCUUGGCAUCGAAACCGACAUCAUCAAGGCGCCGUGAAACAACAUCUUUUCCAUCGAGAUGUCUCGCCAUGACGACCACAGCCAGAGCCGAAAAAGUCAGUGCCUUUGCAGUUUGAAAACGUGCUUGUCCUUGCAGAUGUUGCUCAACAUUUUUGCCUCUUCCUUCUUGAUGCAUGACCCAUGCAGCUGAUUUUGCUUGACAUAGAAGCACUGGCGUCUAGAGCGCCACCCAUGGUUUUCGACUUGGUUGCAGGCUCUCUUGGGCGCGGGCGGGUGACAACGGGCGAAGUCGCUCCCAUGAGCCCUUGGGAUGACCUGCAGGGCGCUGUCAUUGCAGGCGAUGCUAAAGCCCAGGGCGUGGCCGAUGCAGUGAUGGGCCAGAGCAACACGGAUGCCGGGAGGAUGGAGGUGCUGAAGCAACUCAUGGAGCAGCAGUCCGUGGGAGAUUGGAGGUUCUUGAGGCUGGAGACCAGCAGCUCGUCUUCUGAGGAGCCAGUGGAAAGCGAGCCCUUGGCCAAGAAGCCAAAGAUCGAAGUGAGGAGGAUGAACAGGGUGGAGAUGCAGGAGGAGCUGAAAGCCCAAGGCGAGCCCGUCGAACCUGGCGCCACCGUGAAUCAGCUGAGAUCUCAGCUGGUGACGGCUCGCAAGUCUGUGGAGACGCCCAUGGGCGCGGCUGAGGUCCAGGAGCCCCUGCCGGACAAGGUGGAGACGCCCGUGGACGCGGCGCAGAAGCAGGACAAGGUGGAGACUGAGGGCCAGGAGGUCUUGCCAGACAAGGUGAAGACGCCCGUGGACGCGGCGGGUGACCAGGAGCCCCCGCAUGACAUGGUGGAGACCGCGCAUGCCGCCCAGAAGCCCGAGGAGAGCCGCGGUGUUGUGUGGUCCUUGCCCACCUUGCCAGGCUCCGCGCGGUUCCAACAGUUGGCCGCGCACUGCCCGCCAGCAAGAAAGAAGAACAAGUCCUUGUACGUGGACCAAUGGCUUUUCGAGCCGAUCAAUGUGCAUGCCCUUGAAGGAGCGGGAAGCCUCCGCGCUUUCGGCCAGCUGGGUCUGCGGGGUCGCAUAGCAGACCUGCUCUCGCGGGACACCGAGAACAGUGGCAUGAUCCUCACGGUCUACCGGGACAGUGGCGCUUGCCACGGAUGCAAGGCUCGGCUUGUGUCUGGCGUGCACCUUGAGGAUUACGAGGAGCUGGGGAAGAACAAGAGCAAGAACAAGAGGCAGAAGGUCGACCCCGAGACCGAGACCAAUGAGGAGGAGCUGUGCGGCAGGUUCAGGGAGCUGCCGCAGGUGGUCAGCACCUUGACGGAGAUGCGCGUCGACUCCUAUGAUGCCACCCGGUCGGCCUUCAGCUUUGGCAGGCUGUUCAAGGAGCUCUGCCGGACAGGCCUGCCGGUCUGCGACAUCGACCAGACCUUCUCGGUUGGAUACUCCUUGCUGCACCGGCACGCUGACGCGCAGCAAGUGCGGUAUUUGUUGCAGAACCGAGAGGCCUGCUACGCGGAAGUCGGGGUCCCGGACCGGGAUGAGGUGAAGAAAUUUUUCAACGGCAUCCUCAUGGGCGGUGGCAGUGAGCACUGCGAGCGCUUCAUGCUGCGCUACAAGCUCGAACAUCUCCCCCCCUUUGUGUUCAUCCUGAGACAGGAGAUGUGCAAGUUGGCGGCCCGUGACGCACAGGCCUACCCGGAGCUUGCGCAGGAGCUGAGCAAGGACAGUGGAAAUUGGAGGAGCCGGCUGCUGGAGCUGCUGCAUGAGCUGCGGGAGCGGGAGGUGACGGACAUGAUGGCGGAGCACGCUGGUGCCAAGGUCUGCGGCUGGGAGUAUGAUGGGGUCCUCUUUGCUUGCCCCCCGGAAGAGCAUGCCAAGCUUACGGAGUCCCUGCAGCACAAGAUUGGCUUGCCCCUGAAACACAAGGCCUACCGGUCUCUUGAGGAGAUCCUGGCCGAGUACCAGCGGCUUCACCCGACCCUGGACUGGCAGAGCAGAGAUGAUGAUUGGUUCCAGGUGGAGCAGGACAGACGGCUUCUCCGCGCCUACUUGGUGAAGGGGACCGAAGGUUGUUGCUGCGAUCCUCCCACACCAUGUCGCUCCAGACGGCAGGCUGGUUCGCGAGUGCUUCAAAAACUUCAGCUGCUCCAAGCAGCACAUGGAGACCGCCUUCUUCUGCACCGUCAAGCGACGUUGGCAGCUGGAGAGCCCGGCGCAUGUGGAGGAGCUCCUGUGCGAAUAUGCCAGCCAAGAGGUCAAGAACUGCUUGCCGCCCACCUGGCGCGGGCUACCGCCGGCCUCGGUGUACCGCAGGGAAUCAAUGCGCUCCGUUGUCAAAACGGCGGCAAACCGUGCCCUGUACGACAAAAGUUUCCAGCUGCAAGUGGACGGAGACGAGUACAGGGGCCUGCUCAUGACACAGGACGGGUGCUUGAUCGACGUGCGGACCAUGGACGCGCAGCUGGCCAAGCAGGAGCACGUCAUCACAAAAUGCUUGGGGGUGACUUACCCACGAGAGCUCUUUGCGAUGUUGGACCGGGACCUGGACUUGGAGGAAUGCUUGCAACAGGUGAAGGACUUCGAGAGCGGGGUCGGGCAGGAGUACGGCGCUGUGGACAUGCCGCCUGAGCUCGGCGACAAGUUGCUGAAGUUGUUCGAGCAUCCCGCCCUCGAGGCGUGCAAGGUUCUCUACAGUUGCUGGGAAAACAUGGCGGUCACACUGUGGUUGAUGAAGUGGGCAGCGCAUAGGCUCUGCGGCACGUCCCAGCUGGAGGAAUUUCACAUCUAUCUGGGAGGGGGCAAGAACGGAAAGAGUUGGUGGAUCGCGCAGCUGCAGGCUUUGUUCGGCACGUACUGUGCGAUGCCCGACUCCGAUCUCCUGACCCGCCGCUUCAACAGCCAGCAGGCCACUCCGCAGCAUAUGGAGCUCCGGGGAGCUCGCCUCCUGCCGUUUCCAGAGAUGAAUGCCUCGCAUCGGCUCCAGGCCGACACACUGAAGUUGUACAGCGAGCACAAGACUGUGAUCCACGCCCGAAACCUCUUUGCCGACUAUGUCAGCUUCCGAGUUCAGUUCGGCUUGGUGAUGUGCUCCAACGAGCGGCUGCACAUGUCUCUUGACGGGGGAACCGACAGACGACUGUCGGUGGCAGAAUGGCCGAUGCAGUUCUGCCAGGUGCCGCGUGCCAGCCACGAGCGGUUGGUGCAGGUCGGGCUCAAGGACGAGCAGAGGCUCGCUGACAACAGCCCAGACCUUCUCUACGUGCUGCUCAAGGUGUUCAAGGUCUUCGGCGCUGUGCAGGACACUCUGGUUCGACCGUGGCCGCUGUGGGUGGAGCAGGCCACGCGCAGCUACCUGCAAGGCGACUCAGUGGAGUUUGUGUGGGAGUCUUUCGUUGAGACCUGGGAGAUGGCCUCGAGGCCGUCCAUGGAGUGUGCGGGCUACGGAGUGGUGUCGGAUGCCUGGGUUGCCUUCGCCAGGACAAAGAACGUCGGCGUUUCGGCCGCCGGCAGUCACUUCAAGCAGGCAAUGCUACGCCACAAGCACAAUGGCCGCUACGUGGCCAAGUUCCUGAACGAAAACCAGUGCUUCAAUCAGCCCAAAGGGUCUGCGUAGAGUUUUGAUUUUCCAAAUCCGGAUGGCUGUCUAGUAUAAAAUACAGCUUACAGCGCCAUUUCAAAUGUAUUGCGCAAGUGGGCUGCAGCGCUUGACAGACAUCCGUCUGCGGCUCUUGGUCGCAGUGAAUUAAUUCAAUGUGUCCGUGCGACAUCUCUACAUCUCUACAUGAUGUAGAAUACAGAGCGGAUCAUGCUUGACACGGUGAUUGUGUCGCGUGUGACGCGUGGAUGAAACCAAUCGUGGUUGG
Molecule: messenger RNA, 4092 nt
Organism: Effrenium voratum
Lineage: Eukaryota; Dinophyceae; Suessiales; Symbiodiniaceae
Source: the annotation of a GenBank genome assembly